AUGGGCGAUCAUGAAGAUGAAAUUAGGCUCAAGCCAACCGAGGAUGGCUCAUUCAUCCGCCCUACGAGUAGCUUUCGGCACUUCAUCUCUAAUGAACCAGGCUCUCAGUUUCCACCUGAGAAGAAUCGAUACGUUCUCUAUCUCAGCCCAGGUUGUCCAUGGUCCCACCGUGCCAUGAUCGUUAGGAGUCUCAAAGGACUCGACGACAUGAUCGAUUUGUACAUGUGCUCGCUCCACAUGGGCAAAGAAGGAUGGAUGUUUGAAGAUAACCCGGAAGCAGCUAAAUACGGAUCCCUUCCCAAGGAUCCUCUCUAUGGUUUUGAUACACUAAAACAGCUGUAUCUCAAGGCAAACCCAAAUUAUCAGGGAAGAUAUACCGUGCCAGUUUUGUGGGAUGCAAAGACUCAUACCAUGGUGAGCAACGAGUCUAGCGAUAUUGUUCGUAUGCUCUCCACCGAAUUUGAUCACAUCCUUCCCGAGGAGCGUCGCGAAAUCAACAGGCCUGGAGGUGGUCUGUACCCAGAACAUCUGCGACAAGAAAUCGAUGAGCUGAAUGAGUGGGUUUACGAGACUGUCAACAACGGUGUCUACAAGACGGGCUUCGCAAUGUCACAAGCCGCCUACGAAGAAAACGUCGACAAAGUUUUCAAAUCGCUCGAUCGUCUGGAAAGAGUCCUCGACAAGGGCCCAUUCCUGCUGGGCGAACAUAUCACUGAAGCAGACCUUUGUCUAUACCCGACUAUUAUUCGCUUUGAUGUCGCUUACGUUCCGAUCUUCAUGUGCAACUUGGGUACCAUCCGGGACCAUUAUCCCAACCUACACUUGUGGAUGAGAAGGCUUUACUGGGAUGACAGUGUCAGAACUUACGGGACGUUCAAAAGCACGACUUCUACUUGGAUAGAUCAGUACAAGAUUCUGUAUUCAAAAGCGAGGCGUCGGGUCCUGGGGUUGAAUGAUCUUGACAUUAUUCCCAAGGGGCCUUUGGUUUCCAUCCAUGAGUUGAAAGAUGGGGAGGCGUUGGAGGGUUAG
Fusarium pseudograminearum CS3096 is the source of this 1029-nucleotide messenger RNA. RefSeq lists its product as uncharacterized. The record is from RefSeq and is a predicted model, not a curated record. The coding region runs from base 1 to 1029 and encodes 342 amino acids. Gene Ontology annotation, molecular function: glutathione transferase activity. Lineage: Eukaryota; Fungi; Ascomycota; Sordariomycetes; Hypocreales; Nectriaceae. The transcript is spliced from 3 exons. Gene Ontology annotation, cellular component: cytoplasm.